This is a messenger RNA of Rhincodon typus (whale shark), 506 nucleotides long. Its product is annotated as derlin-1-like. Gene Ontology annotation, cellular component: endoplasmic reticulum membrane; Hrd1p ubiquitin ligase ERAD-L complex. Gene Ontology annotation, molecular function: misfolded protein binding; ubiquitin-specific protease binding. NCBI's taxonomy places the organism in Eukaryota, Metazoa, Chordata, Chondrichthyes, Orectolobiformes, Rhincodontidae. Gene Ontology annotation, biological process: endoplasmic reticulum unfolded protein response. The record is from RefSeq and is a predicted model, not a curated record. The transcript is spliced from 2 exons. The coding region runs from base 201 to 506 and encodes 101 amino acids.
AUUACUCCGUGACCCGGAAGCAGUGAGGUGGAGGCGCGUGGUGCAGCCACGUCACUGGAAACGAGUGCCGGUUUUCCCAGCAGCCCUUGGGCUGACAGGUUGAUCAGAGCGGAGUGAGGAUCGUGGGUUUGUCGUUCUGUGUCCGGAGAGAGAGAGUAAGGUUUCAUCGGGUUGGUUUCCUUCCCUCGCUCCGGGUUAGGAUGGCGGACAGCGGCCUGGGCGAAUGGUACCGCAGCAUCCCCCUGGUUACCAGGUACUGGUUCACGGGCAGCGUGAUCCUUCCUGUCCUGGAGAGGCUGAAUAUGGUCAGCGCCAGGACCCUGGUGCUGUGGGCCGAACCUUUCUUCAACAACUUUCAGAUAUGGAGGCCAAUAACUGCAAGCCUGUUUUACCCAAUGGGAUUCCAUUAUUUGAUUCAGCUAUACUUCCUGUAUUCCUAUUCCUCAAGCUUGGAAAGAGGUUGGUUUCUACUCCUGUCUUUGCGCUGCAUCCAUUUGGUGCACUGA